AUGUAAGAAUUACCUGUAGAUAAAUUUUAUGAAGAUUUGAAUUCUGCUUAUACAGUUAUAAAAGUCUUAUAAAAAUAAGUAACUUAAUAAGUUAUAACCAAUAUUGCUGAAAAAUCUGAGAAUGAAACUUGUUUAUCAUCUCUAGGUUAUUUUCCUGGAACAAAUAGAGGAUGUAUUUGUCCUAAUAUGUAAACAUCUAAUCAAUAAUGUCUUAAACCCUGUAAAUUUGUGGAUACUACAGCAUAACAGAAAUUAUAUACAUUAGAUGGAAGACAAUAUUGUAUUAAAUAUGAGGAUUCUAAUGGUAAUAAUGGAUUAAAUAAGGCCUAAGAAGUUGAUCUUAAUUAAAAUGGUAUUUAAUUUAUGAAUUCUAAAUUUUCCUUCUCUAGAAAAGAAGAUCUUUUAGCAGGAGACUUUUAUAAAUUAAUUAUAGCUCCUGAUAAACCUUGUUUUAACACAGUAUUAGGUCCAACCAAAUAAUCAAAAUUAUCAUAUCCAUUUUCUACAAUUCAAUAUAUUGGUUGUGAUCGUUACUCAUCAUGGAAGGAUGAUGCAAUAAUGUUAGCUGAAACAACUCAUGGUUAAUUGAUAAAUGAAAAUAAUAUAUUCACUGCCAAUUUACCUUAUUAUGAGAAAUAUCAUAAUGAUGAUGAUCCUAUGAGAAUCUAUAUUUUAAGGAAAUUAUAUGUAAAUUAAGGAGAUGAAUGUCAAUAAGCAAUAAGAUAUAAGUUUUCAUAAUGCUAUAUUUCUUGUCUUUUUAUUUAAGUAUUUGAACUAGUAGUAUGCUAUUUUUCAUUUAUUCUAUUUACUAUUGGAUUCAUAUUUUUUGCAGUUAUUAAAUUAGGUGUAGAAUUUAAAUCAAAUUCAAAAACUAAAAACUUCAAAUAAUUAAAAGUUACAUAUAAAGUUAAAUUAAAUGAAAUACUUGAAAAAAGUAUUGUAAUAUUAGGAGUAGUAAUGGCAAUAGUUGUCAUAUUAUCAUAAUUUGUAUUCUAAUAUGGAUUGAAUAAUCAAGAAGGAUUAAAGAAAACUGCAUAAUACACAUAAUAAUUAUUGAAUAAGACAUGCUUUUAAAAUUAAGGAAUUCUUAAAGCUAUUUCAGUUGUUCAGAAUGCAGUCACAAGUUGCACUGAUAGUAUUUACAAUUACGCAAUAUUAUGGCUGAUUGUUGAAUUAAUAUAUCUAAUUGUAGGUUAUAUACUUCUAAAACAAAUGACAGCUAAAAGAUAGAGCUUAAAUUGA
Messenger RNA from Paramecium primaurelia, 1242 nucleotides. The record is from the annotation of a GenBank genome assembly. NCBI's taxonomy places the organism in Eukaryota, Ciliophora, Oligohymenophorea, Peniculida, Parameciidae.